UGAAUGGGCUAAAGCCACAAAGCACCGGGCUGGAAUGUUCGGGACCGGCCACGCUCGCUCGGGUCCAGGCCAACUUUUGAUUAAAUGAGUCCGGAACUCUUCUGUCGAGCCCCAGUGGAUCUACCCGGUAAAGUGGUCUUCCGGUGAGCUCAUUACUUUCGAGCGGGGCAGCGGAUUCAGGGGUGCUAAGUGGGCCGGAAGUCUGCCAACUUGCACUCCCCGCCCCAUUCCGGAUGUGACGCAUGCGCGGGGUUGCCGGAAGAAGUGGCGAAGUUACUUUUGAGGGGACUCGAGUAGCGGCGGCGUGUCAGGGGCUACAGAGGAGGAGGAAGAGAAACAGAGUGAGGGGACGGAGGCAGCUCGCGACUCCCCCGGCUGUUUCCAGGGCAACGGGAGUAGGAGACCCCGCGAGAGGCUGCCCACGAGACCCCCGCGCGCAGCCAUGAGCCCCGCCCCCCACUGGUGCUCGGAGAGGGGCGGGACCUGGAGCGAGGUUGCUCUGUGACCCUACCAUGUCCUCCCCCACCAUGAGUUCCCUGGACACCCCCCUGCCUGAAAAUGGCCCCCCUCAGCCUGGCGCCCCCUCUUCUUCACCCACUGUUAAGGAGGAGGGUCCUGAACCGUGGCCUGGGGGUUCAGACCCUGAUGUUCCAGGCACUGAUGAGUCUGGCUCAGCCUACAUCGUGGUCAUCCUAGACCCGGAUGAGGAGCCAGAGCGCAAGCGAAAGAGGGGCCCAGCCCCGAAGAUGCUGGGUGACGAGCUUUGCCGUGUGUGCGGGGACAAGGCCUCGGGCUUCCACUACAACGUGCUCAGCUGUGAAGGUUGCAAGGGCUUCUUCCGGCGCAGUGUGGUCCGCGGCGGGGCUGAGCGUUACGCCUGCCGGGGCGGUGGAACCUGCCAGAUGGACGCUUUCAUGCGGCGCAAGUGCCAGCUGUGCCGGCUGCGCAAGUGCAAGGAGGCAGGGAUGAGGGAGCAGUGCGUCCUCUCUGAAGAACAGAUCCGGAAGAAGAAGAUUCUGAAGCAGCAGCAGCAGCAGCAACAGUCCUUGCAGUCACCUGUGGGGCCAGGGGGCAGCAGCAGCUCAGCCUCUGGGCCUGGGGCUUGCCCUGGAGGAUCCGAGGCAGGUGGCCAGGGCUCCGGGGAAGGCGAGAGUGUCCAGUUAACGGCGGCUCAGGAACUAAUGAUCCAGCAGUUAGUGGCAGCCCAGCUGCAGUGCAACAAACGCUCCUUCUCUGACCAGCCCAAAGUCACGCCAUGGCCCCUAGGCGCUGACCCCCAGUCCCGAGAUGCCCGCCAGCAACGGUUUGCCCACUUCACGGAGCUGGCCAUCAUCUCAGUCCAGGAGAUCGUGGACUUUGCCAAGCAGGUGCCUGGCUUCCUGCAGCUGGGCCGAGAGGACCAGAUCGCCCUCCUGAAGGCGUCCACCAUUGAGAUCAUGCUGCUGGAGACGGCCAGACGCUACAACCACGAGACAGAGUGUAUCACCUUCCUGAAGGACUUCACCUACAGCAAGGACGACUUCCACCGUGCAGGCCUGCAGGUGGAGUUCAUCAACCCCAUCUUCGAGUUCUCCAGAGCCAUGCGGCGGCUGGGCCUGGAUGACGCCGAGUACGCACUCCUCAUCGCCAUCAACAUCUUCUCAGCAGACCGGCCCAACGUGCAGGAGCCAAGCCGCGUCGAGGCCCUGCAGCAGCCCUACGUGGAGGCGCUGCUCUCCUACACGCGCAUCAAAAGGCCGCAGGACCAGCUGCGCUUCCCACGCAUGCUGAUGAAGCUCGUGAGCCUGCGCACAUUGAGUUCUGUCCACUCGGAGCAGGUCUUUGCCCUGCGGCUCCAGGACAAGAAACUGCCACCUCUGCUAUCUGAGAUCUGGGACGUCCACGAGUGAGGGGCUGGCCAUCCAGCUCCACAGCCUUGCCUGAAUACCCUCUAACAAAUGACGCUGUCACCCCCCUUCCUCCUGGGUGGCAAGGGACCCCAGGCCAGGCCUGCAGUCCCACCUUGCUCCUGGCCUUGCCAGUCCUCAGCCCUGGGAUGAGCCCCAGUCAGGGCCCACAAGGCUUCCUCCCUACCCAAGGAGUCUUCCAGAAGGUGUGGAAGGGGUCACAGGUCCUGACCUUUGGCCCUUCCCAGCAACUCUCCUCACCCAGCUUACACCUCAAGCCAACCAUGCAAUGCACCUUGAACAGAGGGAGGGGAGGGCCCAUGGCUCUCCCCCACAGCCUGAGAGACCAUAGGUCCUCCUCUUCCUCUGCUCCUUUUAUUUAAUAAAAACUAAAAACAAAACAAAAACAGGAAAAUAAAAUAUGAAUACAAGCUGACCCUGAGCCAAAGUGCAAGAAAUGGAGAGGGGAUGGUCUUCAUUGACAUGGCCCUGAACCUGAUUCAGUAGGUGCGACUUGGGGCCUUCCGAGGCUGGUGGGGGGUGGCCCGGAUGGUCCUGUGCUCUGGCUGCUGUGGGGGUCCAGGACAGGGACCCGACAGGGUCACCUCCCUAGACGAGGUGAAUCAGAACCUGCUCUUCAAGGAUAAACAGGAUUUGUGUGGCAUUUUGUCCAGUCAACAAGUGUCUGCCGAGGCCUCUUGCGGGAGGCAUUGUUGGCCGUUCAGAGGCAGACGUCAUGCAUCCAACGAAUGUACCUGCCGCAUUUACUACGUCAAACAAUUUUGGGCACUGAAAGCAUCAGUCAUCGAGAUAAAGACCUUCCUACCAGACAUGGGGGAAUACAUGGGGACAGAGCAGAAGGGAACGGGGCUUUAAUGGCAGCACAGGCAGUGAGAGAGCCAGAGGAAGUGAGGCAAGCUGUCACAAAGGAGAUGUCUUUGCUGGGACCUAAAACAGAAAAGCCAAGGAGUGCUGGGUCUCCAUGUUGCGGGACCUCCAUGCUAACCCUAGAAGGUGAGAGGUCCUGGUGAGUUCAGAGUAGGGGAAGUCACGAAGUUCUUCCAGCUCCUCCUCCCCCAGGCCAGGCCCUGAUGGAUGAUGCAUAAACGAGUCCGAUGGACAGCAGGGUCAAGGGCGAAGAGGGUGUUGCGCGGAGGGAUGGGCUGGGUACUGAAAGGUAAAUUAUUUGGGGCGGGGGUUAGGA
This is a messenger RNA of Microcebus murinus (gray mouse lemur), 3090 nucleotides long. RefSeq names its product nuclear receptor subfamily 1 group H member 2 (gene NR1H2). Gene Ontology annotation, cellular component: RNA polymerase II transcription regulator complex. The record is from RefSeq and is a predicted model, not a curated record. Gene Ontology annotation, molecular function: zinc ion binding; RNA polymerase II cis-regulatory region sequence-specific DNA binding; nuclear receptor activity. Gene Ontology annotation, biological process: negative regulation of transcription by RNA polymerase II; lipid metabolic process; positive regulation of transcription by RNA polymerase II. NCBI's taxonomy places the organism in Eukaryota, Metazoa, Chordata, Mammalia, Primates, Cheirogaleidae.